UUGUUCGAACUGAAACUAAAUUUGCUCUACCAACGUUUCGAUCGAUUUUUGGUGUCGGUAAAGUAGAUCUAGAAAAGGCGCCUUUAUUGGUCAACGCUUAAAUGUUGUUUUAAUUCGAACUCAAACCAUUUUAGUUAGAUUUGCUUUGUCAACAUCUCGAUUGACGUCGGUAAAGUAGACCUAGCAAAGGCGCCGUUAAUGACCAAAAAACUAAAUUUGCCUCGACCAAUCUUCCUCACCGGGUGAUCUCUUUCCUUAAAAUAACGCUGAAUUUUCUGUGUUGCCGAGUGAGUACUUGUUGUUGAUUGUCUGUUUUGUUGUGGCGCCGUAUACUCUCUUUCGCCCCCUCCCUCCCUACCCUCUUCUUUUGGCUGUCGUUGUUUGUGUCUGUUUGUGGAUCCGCUCCGCUUUGCGGCGACGACGACGGGUUGGAGAAAAUAGCGAUCCGCGAGAGUGAAAACGAUGAUGAUGAUGACGUUUUGGACGCGCGAGCAUGAGCGAUGAGCGCUGAACAAGAGAAGCGAUGAGAGCGCAUGAUGGGAUGAGCAAUGGAUGUGCGUGUUUUUUGGAUGGCGAGCGAGCGAGAUAACGCGGUAGCUCUGGUGACUGGUGGCGCCUCCGGCCUGGGACGCGCAACGGUGGAGCGGUUCGCCCGGACUGGAAGUAAGGUGGUGCUUGCGGAUCUGCCCACGUCCAAGGGUGCCGAUGUGGCGAAGGAGCUCGGCGACAACGUCGUCUUCGUGCCGGUUGAUGUUCUCUCCGAGAAGGACGUAACCGGGGCGCUCGAGCUGGCCAAGUCCCAGUUUGGCCGGCUGGACGUGGCCGUCAACUGUGCCGGCAUCGCCGUGGCCGUCAAGACGUACAACUUCAACAAGAAGGUCGCCCACAAGCUCGAGGACUUCCAGCGCGUGCUGCUGGUCAACACGGCCGGCUCGUUCAACGUGAUCCGCCUCUCCGCGGGACUCAUGGGCGAGAACGAACCGAACGCGGACGGUCAGCGCGGGGUGAUCGUCAACACGGCCUCGGUGGCGGCCUUCGAUGGCCAGAUUGGCCAGGCUGCGUACGCCGCAUCCAAAGCCGCGGUCGUCGGAAUGACGCUGCCCAUCGCGCGCGACCUGAGCACCCAAGGAAUUCGCAUCUGCACCAUCGCGCCCGGACUGUUCAACACCCCGAUGCUGCAAGCCCUGCCGGACAAGGUGCGCGCCUUCCUCGCCAAAACCGUUCCGUUCCCGCAGCGCCUCGGCGAACCGGCCGAGUACGCCCAGCUGGUGCAGUCGAUCGUGGAGAACCCGAUGCUCAACGGGGAGGUCAUCCGGCUGGACGGAGCGCUGCGCAUGAUGCCCUAGAGAAAAAGUGUCCCUGUUGGAACCUUCACCUUCCCGUCUGCGAUACGGAUGCAUUUAUUAGUCUUCUAAGCGGGUCGUCAAACGAUCCGAGAAAGAGAGUUGCCAGUUGCCUUAUAGAGAUAUAAAGAAUAAAGUUUUUUGGUUUUCAUAAAGGUUUGCAUAAUAAAAA
Culex quinquefasciatus (southern house mosquito) is the source of this 1515-nucleotide messenger RNA. It is a transcript of the gene scu, whose product is annotated as 3-hydroxyacyl-CoA dehydrogenase type-2. Gene Ontology annotation, cellular component: mitochondrion. NCBI's taxonomy places the organism in Eukaryota, Metazoa, Arthropoda, Insecta, Diptera, Culicidae. The transcript is spliced from 3 exons. Gene Ontology annotation, biological process: androgen metabolic process; estrogen metabolic process; fatty acid metabolic process. Gene Ontology annotation, molecular function: estradiol 17-beta-dehydrogenase [NAD(P)+] activity. The record is from RefSeq and is a predicted model, not a curated record. The coding region runs from base 549 to 1346 and encodes 265 amino acids.